Messenger RNA from Copidosoma floridanum, 1991 nucleotides. RefSeq lists its product as uncharacterized. NCBI's taxonomy places the organism in Eukaryota, Metazoa, Arthropoda, Insecta, Hymenoptera, Encyrtidae. The record is from RefSeq and is a predicted model, not a curated record.
UUUAUUUUUUUCUGGAACAUUCUUAAAACGAAAAAUUGAAAGUGACACAAGUAAGGAUAGAAACUCCUUUUUUUUUAUCGAUCAAUCAAACUACUUGACGAGUACACGUGAUUUUUUAUUUUUUUUAUUUUUUUGUACAGAGCUGCUCAGCUCAUCGUGCUAUUUCUGUUCGCAUUCAUUAAUAAACUAGCUCCCCGUGUCAGAAUUAAAUCGCAGAAAAUCGUAAAACCAAACGAUACUUUUGUAUAUAUAUAUAUGUAUAUAACCUCCUCGUCAGUGCGUGUAUAUGUGUAUGUGGUCAACAAGGUCGAUGAUGCAUAUAUACAUAUAUUAUGAAUAUAUAGAUAUGAACGUUACGAUGACAGUUCAACACGUCAGUUUGCGCGGUUGCGGACGUUGCGGUGUGUUUCUUAUCCUCUGCUUCUUCGUCUGAGCCAGUGAGAGUGUAAAAACAGACACUGAGUUUCAAUAACUGCGUCGAUGCGAUUAAGCUAAAAUUUAUCAAACCGAAGGAAAGUAAGUGUGACACGUACGACCUAUUGUGUUUAUGUAAACACAGAAAGGUGCGCGAGAACAAGUAGAUAUACACUUAUCUCGCGUAAUAAAUCGGCAAUCGGUGGUUGAAAAGUAAAAAAGUGUACAUGAAAAUUUCGGACGAACGCCGGUGCAGCAGUGUGGACGUGCAGCGAACGGAGCAACGAUGCGCUCGAGGAAGAGGCUCUUGCUGGCUGUGUUGGUGAUUGUUUUCCAAGUGUUGGUCUGUUUGGCCGUUGAACCGUUACCUGCGGCUGGAAAGAGCCAUGUGGAUGAUGCCAAGGUUCCCGAGGCCGAUUCGCCGCAAAUUGCGCAGCAGCAAAAGGAUGUUGUUGCUGCCGAUGCAUCAGGCACGGUCAACAUAACCUCGAAACAUGCUGCUGAAGCUUCUGCUCCUGAUGCUGCUGCUACUGUCCAGCCUUCUGUGGAGCAUGCUGCUCCAAUGGAUACUGCUACCUUGAAUGUGGGUGCUAUGAAAAGAGCAAUCAUUGUUACCUGUGGAUUCAGUGUGCUUGUCAUGAUGUACCUUGCGUUUAGAAGUUUGAGGGUUAAUAAAGCGAGACCUCAAAUGGUCAGAAAGUAUGGAAUUCUUGCACAUCGACAAGAUGUUGAAAUGCGACCGUUACCCUUGGAUGAAGAUGAUGAGGAUGAUACUACUAUAUUUGAUGCAAGUAAUAUUUCUGCAAAAAGAUUGGUGACGUGAGAUGUAUGAGUAUAUAUUUAUUUUUCUACUCCAUGAGGACAAAAGAUCAUACAAUCUUAGUGAUUAUUGAAACAAGUAGAAAUUAUAAACAAGUAAGAAAUUAAAAGACUGAGUUUAUAAAACAAAGAAAAUAAUCGUGUUUUCAAAGCUGUUUCUGAAAGAUUUAUAAAUAAGCUUGGCCUAUCAAAGAAAUGAUAUAAACUUGUAAAGUCACGCUUUGUGGAAACACUUUUUGCCUAAGUCACAUCUGAUGUGGUGUUUUUUCUUACACUAGAGUUUUCUUGUUUAUUAACGACGUGUGAUAUCAUACAUGUGCAAAUGUAAAAAGCAACUGCUUGAUUAUACAGCCAUAAAUAAGAAUGUUAUUAAUAACUAUUAAGCGAAUAAUGUAUAUUUUAUGUAACAAAAAUAUAUCUAAAGAAUUAAUCACUUAUAAAUACAAUGUAAAUUAUAUGUUUUGGAUUUAUCUCAUCGUUAUUUAAUACAAGCUGUAUAUUGUAAGUUUUUUUUGUUUGUUUCAAACGCAAUGUGCUGCUCGAUCCUAGACCUCGAUCUGUAAUUAUAUUAUCAACUAUAAAAAAUAAUACUCCUCAAGUCUGUCAAGUAAUACAACUAUAGUUUGUUUCUGAUUGUCAAUGUGCGUAUGUACAUCCACUUUGUUGAUUUAUUUUAUAAAAAAUGCACAGAUGCUUGUCUAAAACACAAAUUGUAUUAUAUAAUAUUCUAAAAUGAUAAGAAAAAAAAAAAAAAACUA